CGAAGGUCGCCGCGGACGUAAUAGCGAAGUCGCGAUAAAACAGCAGGUAUCGAGCGGGUUCAACCAUUUGCUUCUGAACAGAACGUUUGUCUGACGUAGGACAGUUGACCGGCUCGACAACAUGAAGGUUGCUCUGUUUUUCCUGGCUUGUGUUGUGGUGGUGAAGGGUCAGCUGUGGAACCCGCUGGCGAUCUGUAACGGCGACGCGAGCUGUCCCGACCCGAACCGGUACUGCUGCCGCUCCAACACCGUCUUCCUCGGAUUGCCUGUGUGUGAGCUGAGGCCUCACCUGGGCUGGCCGUGUGACGCGACCCUGCAGACCAGCUGUGAGUGUGUCCAGCGCACAGUAUGUUACAAGGGCAUCUGCACACUCGAGUCUCAAGUGCCGGCAGUGACCGAGGCUCCAGUGCCGGAGGGAUCAGGCGAGGGUGUCUAAACAGCCCCACGAAUCCACCUCCACAGCCCUGGUUUUAGAUUUGAUUAAAUUACAUUGAAUCUGUACUUU
Messenger RNA from Branchiostoma floridae (Florida lancelet), 505 nucleotides. RefSeq lists its product as uncharacterized. Bases 122 to 436 code for a protein of 104 amino acids. NCBI's taxonomy places the organism in Eukaryota, Metazoa, Chordata, Leptocardii, Amphioxiformes, Branchiostomatidae. The transcript has 3 exons. The record is from RefSeq and is a predicted model, not a curated record.